Molecule: messenger RNA, 1236 nt
Organism: Penicillium olsonii
Lineage: Eukaryota; Fungi; Ascomycota; Eurotiomycetes; Eurotiales; Aspergillaceae
Source: the annotation of a GenBank genome assembly
AUGGCCGGGUCAAAUCCUUUUCGCGCCAGGCAUCUGGGAAACCCCGAUCCAGUCUUGUCUCCUUCCAAUAUCGCCCCUGUUUUAUCCAAGUCGCAAGUUACCCCACCAGCCGCCCCGGAUGGCUACGGGAAGUCUUCGAUCUCCCUCGAACGCGAGGUGGACGACUCGAGCUCCGAUGAAGACACCAACCCGUUCCAUCCAGAUCUGUCCAGCGACAGCGAUGAGGACAAUCGGCGAGACCACUGGGCAGCUCCCGAUGAUCGUCCAGAAUCGUUUGGGUCCACUCCACUCCAAGCUCCAUCACCAGAUGGAUCCUCCACUUCCUCCAUUUCCUCCGACCGCAAUAUGCGGUCAUUAAGGGGUGCAGCCCCUGACGCGUCUCCGGACAACUCCCAGCACGCAAUUCGCCAGGCGGGACAACCACCCCAAAGGCUAGAAUCCAGUGCCAGUCCUCCCAGCCGCAGAGACCGGAAGCCUCCCCCUCCGCCGAAAAGCCAUCAUGGGCGAAGAAUCAGCUCUACAACCACAGAAGCACCCCAGGAAGCCCGGUCUCGAUCUUCGAAUCGUCUAUCGAUCCAUGGCUCCCCCAACAGCGUGACACCCGGUGCUUCACACCCCAGCACGGUCUCGCUGCCAUCAACCGCCGACUUCUUAUCAGUCUCGACGGGCGAACAGAGGACGACGGAAGCGACAAGCUCCCUCACGCGGAGUCAGUCCCAGAAUAAGCGUCCGCCUACGCCGCCGCUCAGUCGACGACAUAGCCAAAUGCAGAGAUCCAAGUCCACGCAGUCCAAACACCAUCGAUUUACCAUGUCUUCAUACGGCUCCGAUAGCAACCAUAGCUCUCGCCCCUCCAGCCCGGGUCCGUCCACCUCAUCUCUUGCGUCCAAGCGAAUCAGCAUGCCUCCACCAUCUUCGGGGAGUUUCCAGCCGACGGGUCCCCUUGCGGAUGUUUCCUUGAAUGUCUCACCUCCUACUACAUCUAGACCAUCCUCUCUGAAGGCCGGACGGCGAGCCUCGUCCUACGGUACUGCGGGGAGUGCAGGCUCAACCGGACCUCCUCCUCCCCCGCCGCCACGACGGACGCGAGACUCUAUGAUCCGUAGUAGUGAUAGUAUACCCGUUCCGGGUCCGGCGAAUCAGCCUCCUUCGAACGCCUUGGACAUCCUGGCGGAUCUCACCAAGCUGCAGAAAGAGGUGGAUGAUCUGCGCGGACACUAUGAGAAUCGGAAAUGA